AUGGCGGCGGCUGCAGUAGACGCGCUGGGUAACGACCCGUUGGCGGCAGGACGUUGGGCCAACAGCCGACAGACGUUGACUGCCAUGUACGACAUGUACCGAAACAUGACGACGACGGACGCCGCCGACAGCCCGGCGGCGACAAUCACGGUGCACCAGAUGAUCCGGUUGUGCGGCGGAAACGACGGCGUCCUGCCUGCCUUGUUGGACGUCGUCUUCGUACUGGCCGACGAGGUGGCCAACGCCGCGGCCAUGUUCGAAUUUUCGACCAGCGCGGUGGCCACACUCCUGUCGGAGGCCUGUCCGACGGCAGUGGACCUCCGCUACGAUCUCCUGCACUCGCUGCUGGUGGCCUUGGACGCGCGGUUGACGUUCGCCGAUUGGUACCGUUUCGUGUUGAUGUGCGUCCGCGAAUGUCGCGUCCCGGUGGCGGAGAAGUACGAUCGGGUCAGCUUCACCAUCUAG
This is a messenger RNA of Macrosiphum euphorbiae (potato aphid), 465 nucleotides long. The record is from the annotation of a GenBank genome assembly. NCBI's taxonomy places the organism in Eukaryota, Metazoa, Arthropoda, Insecta, Hemiptera, Aphididae.